This is a messenger RNA of Cicer arietinum (chickpea), 1092 nucleotides long. Its product is annotated as agamous-like MADS-box protein AP3. Gene Ontology annotation, biological process: positive regulation of transcription by RNA polymerase II. NCBI's taxonomy places the organism in Eukaryota, Viridiplantae, Streptophyta, Magnoliopsida, Fabales, Fabaceae. Gene Ontology annotation, cellular component: nucleus. Gene Ontology annotation, molecular function: protein dimerization activity; RNA polymerase II transcription regulatory region sequence-specific DNA binding; DNA-binding transcription factor activity. The record is from RefSeq and is a predicted model, not a curated record.
UUCUCUAAUUUGGCAAAGUGGUUUCCAUUAUAGGCAAUACAGCUCGCAACUUUAUCUUUUUAUUUCCCUUGCUUGUCUGUGAUUGCUUGCAAACCCAGACGCAUAUUGGAAGAGAGAAAAGUAAUAAGCUAGCUCAUACAUGGCUCGUGGAAAGAUCCAGAUCAAGAGGAUUGAGAACACGACAAAUCGACAGGUCACUUAUUCAAAACGAAGAAAUGGUCUUUUCAAGAAGGCUAAUGAACUCACUGUUCUUUGUGAUGCUAAGGUUUCUAUUAUUAUGUUUUCAAGCACCGGUAAACUUCAUGAGUACAUUAGCCCUUCCAUCUCAAGUAAGCAGUUUUUCGAUCUGUAUCAGAUGACGGUUGGAACUGAUCUAUGGACCUCUCAUUAUGAGAAUAUGCAAGAGCACUUGAAGAAACUGAAAGAUGUGAAUAGGAAUCUUCGCAAGGAGAUUAGGCAGAGGAUGGGAGAUUGUCUGAACGAUCUGAGUAUGGAAGAGUUGAGGCUACUUGAGGAAGAAAUGGACAAGGCCGUCAAGGUUAUUCGUGAGAAAAAGUAUAAGGGGAUAACAUCUCAGAUUGACACUCACAGGAAGAAGUUUAAUAACGAGAGAGAGGUGCACAACAGACUCCUGCAUGACUUGGAUGCAAGAGGGGAAGAUCCACGAUAUGAAUUGAUGGACAAAGGAGGGGAGUAUGAGUCAGUGAUCGGUUUCUCAAAUUUAGGACCACGCAUGUUUGCAUUGACCUUACAACCUACUCAUCCUAAUGCCCAUAGUGGAGGAGCUGGAGCAUCUGCCUCUGAUCUCACUACUUACCCUUUACUUUUCUAGUUCUACUAUGCUAGACACAGAGAGAGUGAAGAGUACACAUAAUUCAAAUACCACAAUCACUUUCCAAUAAAAAUAUGACUAAUUAUAUAUCAACUACUAUUAUUCACUCUUGCUGUUCUUAAUUGUAUGUAAUGUUGGUAAACAUCAUAUAUUCGAUGAAAACAUAUGUAAUGUAUUAAUUACAUUAAAUCGCAACUGAUUAUUAACUGUAUGUUGUGAUGUGAUGUAUGCUGUUAUUCAGUGAUCAGAAUGUUUAGCAA